Drosophila yakuba is the source of this 1215-nucleotide messenger RNA. Its product is annotated as galactose mutarotase. The coding region runs from base 73 to 1179 and encodes 368 amino acids. The record is from RefSeq and is a predicted model, not a curated record. Gene Ontology annotation, biological process: beta-D-galactose catabolic process via UDP-galactose, Leloir pathway; glucose metabolic process. The transcript is spliced from 2 exons. Gene Ontology annotation, molecular function: carbohydrate binding; aldose 1-epimerase activity. Lineage: Eukaryota; Metazoa; Arthropoda; Insecta; Diptera; Drosophilidae.
UUAAUCAAAAUAACCAGGCAUUUCCGCUCAAAUUUUAGGGAGGGGGCAGGAAUCACACCAGAGGUCGCAAAAAUGUCUAUCACCGUAGAGGAGAAAAACUUCGGUCUGGCCACCAACCCGCUAACCGAAGCCCGGCAAAUGGUUCGCUGCUACACCCUAAAGAACACCAAGGGCAUGUCCGUGUCGCUCAUCCAGCUGGGGGCCACCAUCCAGAGCAUCUCCCUGCCGGAUGGCUCCAAGAAGGUGGAGGAUGUGUGCCUCGGGUUCGACGACAUCGCUGGCUAUGUGACAAACAAGGCGGCCUACAUCGGUGGAACCCUAGGGCGAGUGGCCAACCGUGUGGCCAACGGUGGGUUUACCAUGGAUGACACUACAGUCAACCUGACGAGGAACGUCGAGGAUCAGUUUCAUCUGCACGGUGGCUUCGUGGGAUUUGACAGCGUCAUUUGGGAAGUGGAGCAGAAGACACCACAGGGUGUGGUUUUUCGCCAUGAAUCCCCACAUGGUCACGAGGGCUAUCCAGGCACUCUCAGGUGCCUUGUCACCUACCGCCUGGACAAUGAGAACCGUUUGUUCAUUAGUUACGAGGCCACCACAGAUCGCCCGACAAUUGUCAAUCUCUCGAGCCACGUCUAUUUAAAUCUAGCUGGUCAUAAUGCAGGUCCCAAAGGACUUGCAGAGCACACGGUGGAGAUAGCUUCCAGUGAGAUUGUAGCAACGGAUGACAUGCAGAUCCCAACAGGGCAGUUAACCCUGGUUGACAACACGGUUUUCGAUCUCCGAUCACCUGUGGUCCUGGGAGAGCGCCUCAAGCAGUUCGAGGAUCGUCCCAUCAAGGGUUUCGACAACUGCUAUGUGGUCAAUGGAGGUCAGCUAUUGAGAUCGACCGUCAAGGUGGCCAAGAUAGUGCACCCGCCCAGUGGCCGAGCUCUGGAGGUCUGGACAGAUCAGCCAGGCAUGCAAUUCUAUACCGCGAACAACAUAACCAAAAUGGCUGGCAAGAAGGGAUUCCAUUAUGUGAAGCACGGAUCCUUCUGUGUCCAAACGGAGAAGUUUCCCGACGCCGUCAAUCACCAGAAAUUCCCGUCAAUCAAUCUAGACCCUCAUGAAACAUACCGUCACGAAGUUGUAUACUGGUUUAAGAUCGAAAAGAUCUGCAGGUGCUGUUAUAAAAAGUAACCACGAGCCUCGUAAAUAAAGAUUCCUGACACCUUA